Lotus japonicus is the source of this 3660-nucleotide messenger RNA. RefSeq lists its product as uncharacterized. Bases 396 to 3161 code for a protein of 921 amino acids. The transcript is spliced from 3 exons. The record is from RefSeq and is a predicted model, not a curated record. NCBI's taxonomy places the organism in Eukaryota, Viridiplantae, Streptophyta, Magnoliopsida, Fabales, Fabaceae.
GAAACCACCACCGUUGGAUCACUCACCUCUCAUUUCAACCGUCGAUGGGCCUCUUCACCCUCUCUUUGACCACCAUCACAGACACAGUGACAGUCACAGUCACUGCAGUACCAAAAUCGAUGAAUGGAUCUCUCUCUCUCUCACAGGCAUUGAAGUGUUUGAGGACUGCUGCGACGUCGUUUUGACGCCACCGACACUCCUUGCUUCUUCUCCAAGCUAGAGAACCCUCAUUUUCUUCGAUUAGCUCAAUGCUCACCGCUUUUACGCUGAGAAACAGGCAUUAGCAAUUUUCCCCAGUUGAAAUCUCUUCAGAAGACAAAAAGUUGUUUUCAAACCUGGAAUGUUUAUCCAGCUGAUUUCAGGUUAGAAAGAAAUCCAGGAAGCUAUCUACCAGCAUGAGUAGAAAACUUAAUGACGGGUUGAAACCGGAGAAGCCGACUUUGUCAUAUGCUGAUCUUCAUCAUGUAAUUAUGAAAAGUGAGGCUGACAACUCUUUCAAAUCUCUUGGGAAUCAGCAGAAGCAAACUAGAGGGGCAACUGAGGAAGAUGAGCUGGUUAAGCACAUGUCAAAUUUACCAGGUUAUUUGGAAAGGGGAGAAAAAAUUCCGGACAAAGCUUUAAAUGUUGGCGUCCUUGAUUGGGGCAGUCUUGAACAAUGGAAGCACGGCCAUAAACAUAUACCCCAUAGAAGUAGCCAGACUUCAACAUCUACUAGUAAUACAUCAUCUUCUGUUCCAACAAAGGAGUUAACUGGUAAUUCUAGCAGGGGUCUAUGUUCGUCUCCUCAUCAAAGGACAUUCCGUCCAUCACUGCAAUCUCACCUUAUGGCAUCUCGGGUGCAAGACCAAUCUAUAGCCGCCAAAUUCUCUGGAGGAAUUGUUGGAAAUUGUAAGAACAUUAGAGGUAGUCAAAGUACUGUUGACACAUACAUAAAAUAUGUUCAAGCUUGUGAUCAUCUUUCCCAAAACCAUCCUGCUGGUGUACUGAAAGGAUGUGACAGGAAACAUCUGAAUCCACGUACUAAUAAGGAAAGUGACAGCUUGCCCAAUGGUCGCCUUUAUCAGGGAGCAUCAUGUGCUAAGCUGGAAAUGAGCACUCAAAAUGGUCGAAUGGAAAUGAAUUUAACAGAACAGAAUAUUGAUACUGAUGAGCAAGGUAUGGCUGAGAGAAGCAAACCGAUUGUUCUCAUUUUGCCUAGAGACGUCCCUCAGAACAAUCAUUGUAGAGCUCCUGACAUGCGAACGUCUCACAAGUUUGGAAGCCCUAGUCGAACAAGGUUUUUAGUAAAGCCUAAGGAACCUUCCUCUAGAUAUCCAAAUAAUGAUAUUUCAUGCUCCUGUCCCAUGCCAGAUGAACUUCGCAGAAGCCAUUCUCAGCCUAAAGUGUCAGGAUCCAGUUCCAUAGAUCCAAAGAGUUUCAAAAAUCCUGCUUCUACUUUAUUAGCAACUGUACCAGUCAGAAUGGCAAUAACUCCAUGCAGAUCUAGAAAGCCUGAGGAAAGGAAACACACCAUUUGCGUACCUUCAUCUGCGGAUGGGCCUCCCAAGGGAUUAGACCGGAAAGUAAAUAAUGAGAAAUCAAGAAGCUCUUCACCUUUUCGUCGAUUUAGCUUCAGCAUUGGCAUUGCAAGUAAAGGUUCUGGCUGUAAAGAGGUUGCGCAUGUGCCACAUCAGAGCUCCAUAGCCGCACUUAAAUCCUGUUCAGAAAAUGCUAGAGGUUAUACGUGCUCAAACAAUUCAGGCAAUGAUAAACAUGGUGAUACUGGCAAAAACAGGUCCAGCCCUUUGAGGAGAUUGCUUGAUCCACUGAUAAAAUCAAAGGCAACAAACUGCCAUCACUCCAUGGGGUUAUCUAAAAAAGCUGCUGAAAAUGCUGAAAAUGCAAGAGAUUAUCCUAGCUCAAACAUUUCAGGAGAUGAUAAAUCUCGCGAUGCAGGUAAAAGAAGGUCCAGCCCUUUAAGGAGAUUACUUGAUCCACUGAUGAAAACAAAGGCAGCAAACUGCCAUCACUCCAUGCAUUCAUCUCAAAAAGACUCGGUGUUGACAAAUAAUAAUUGUCGGUCAGGUAAUGGAAGAUGUUCCACUGCGUUGCCCAAGAGAGAAUUGGACCGGGACCAGAGGGUUGGUUGUUCCUCAGUUAAUACUGCUGAUUUGUCAAGGGACAACAGGAAUGUGCCAUCAGCGUCUCAAGCUCUCCUCAGAAUUGCUCUGAAGAAUGGUCAGCCCCUUUUUACAUUUGCUGUUGACAACAAUAGCAACAUUCUUGCUGCCACAGCUAAGAACUUGAAUGUCUCAAGACAAGAUGAAUGCAGCUGUGUCUAUACCAUUUUCUCCUUUAGGGAGGUUAAAAAGAAGAAUGGAAGCUGGAUGAAUCAAGCCGGAAAAAGCAAAGGUCCUGACUACACUCGCGACGUCAUUGCCCAGAUGAAUGUUUCGGGUUCACACUUUGAUGAUUCAUCUAGCCACUCCUAUAUUGCAAAGGAGUUUGUUUUGUUUUCUGUAAAGCUAAAGCAGGGAGACGCAGAGUUCGCUGACUACCAGCCAAAUGAUGAACUUGCUGCUGUAGUUAUCAAGUCACCUAAGGCUAUUGAUUUUGUCAAUCAUGCACCUCUGAGCAGUUACCGGAACAAUAGUCAAGAUCAUCUACAUGCAACAGUUGUGCUUCCAAGUGGUGUUCAUAGUCUUCCAAGCAAUGGUGGACCUUCAUCACUGAUUGAGCGCUGGAAAACAGGUGGGUCAUGUGAUUGUGGUGGUUGGGAUUUGGCUUGUAAACUAAAAGUUCUUGCAAACGUAAAUCUAGCCUCUAGAAAAUCAAGAGCAUCAAAAGCUUAUUUUGCAGACCCAUUUGAGCUUUUCCUCCAGGGGAAUGACCAAGACCAAGAUAAUGGGCCGACUUUCAAAUUUUCCCUCUUUAAGCCUGGAGUGUAUUCAGUAGCGUUUGAUUCAUCACUCUCACAUCUGCAAGCAUUCUUCAUCUGCUUAGCAUUAGUGGAUGGAAAGAUCCUGUAUGAACAUUCUGGAUCUAGAAACACGAUUGAAGGAAAAAAUCCAAGGGAAACUGCAUUGAUGCAAACUGAUGAACUUAGAGUUUUCGGUAAAUUUGAGGACAUUUCUGCUAGUUAUGUUGCUUAUCCUCCGCACUCUCCUGUCGGUAGGGCCUAAACUUAUGAAGUCAAGUCUUAGAUCUCUUUGGCAUUAAUGCACGAUGUCGGUAACCGGCAAAGAAUCAUGGUGUCACACGGAAUAGUUAGAUUGCAUUUCAUGACUCGUUCAUAAAUCAUCAGUAUCUAAAAUCAAUCAAUUGAAGUGUGAAUAGUAUGAAUAAAUUGUAUUUGAGCUUCUAGUAUUUCCUGUUUGUCUCAGUGACUUUCUUGACCAUUGAUGAUUAAAUCAUGUAUUCAGAGCGUUUCAUCAAAUGGGUAAGUGAACACAUUCAAUGUGCUAUCUCAGGGUAAUAUACUGGACAACUGAACCUGAUUUCCACGGGUAACAACAUGGGCCUCUCAUGUCAUAGACAUGUAUAUCAUAAUCAUAGGAAAAACAGACUGCAAAUGAUGCUUCUAGGGUGCAAGUUCUCAUUGAGAUUGUUGAUCUCAUAACAUGCUUUAAUGUUAAAGAGUUUGUUCUGUUUGAGCUUUAAACUUGGUCUUGGAUUCAAAUA